Centropristis striata (black sea bass) is the source of this 612-nucleotide messenger RNA. RefSeq names its product histone H2B. The record is from RefSeq and is a predicted model, not a curated record. Gene Ontology annotation, cellular component: nucleosome. Gene Ontology annotation, molecular function: structural constituent of chromatin; protein heterodimerization activity; DNA binding. The coding region runs from base 141 to 509 and encodes 122 amino acids. The transcript has a single exon. Lineage: Eukaryota; Metazoa; Chordata; Actinopteri; Perciformes; Serranidae.
UUCAGCACAUGCUCAGUCCGGCUCAGAAAACAGCCAAUCCUCUAAGAGCAACAGCACAGUUAACAUUUGCAUGAGGUGGUUAUAAAAAGACUGGACCGCAGUACAUACGUCAUUACUCCGGAGCAACCUCUGCUUGAAUCAUGCCUGAUCCAGUGAAAGCGCCCAAGAAGGGCUCAAAGAAAGCCGUCACUAAAGCAACCAAGGGCGGCAAGAAGAGGAGAAAGUCCAGGAAGGAGAGCUACGCCAUCUACGUGUACAAGGUGCUGAAGCAGGUCCACCCCGACACCGGCAUCUCCUCCAAGGCCAUGGGCAUCAUGAACUCGUUUGUCAGCGACAUCUUUGAGCGCAUCGCCGGUGAGGCCUCCCGUCUGGCUCACUACAACAAACGCUCCACCAUCACUUCCAGGGAGAUCCAGACCGCCGUCCGCCUGCUGCUGCCCGGAGAGCUGGCCAAGCACGCCGUGUCUGAGGGCACCAAGGCCGUCACCAAGUACACCAGCUCCAAGUAAACUCUUACUGCUGCUGCUCCAACAACACAACGGCUCUUCUAAGAGCCACCCACUUCAUCCCCAAGAGCUUUUCCUCUUGUCCUUCAAACUUUAAAAAAGAUUA